Molecule: messenger RNA, 1291 nt
Organism: Populus trichocarpa (black cottonwood)
Lineage: Eukaryota; Viridiplantae; Streptophyta; Magnoliopsida; Malpighiales; Salicaceae
Product: dof zinc finger protein DOF3.4
Exons: 1
Coding region: 401-1147 (248 amino acids)
Biological process (GO): regulation of DNA-templated transcription
Molecular function (GO): DNA-binding transcription factor activity; DNA binding
Source: RefSeq, a predicted model, not a curated record
CUAAGCAUAGAAGCCGCAUACCUAAGCUGCUAGAGCUGACUAGCUGACCCCAGUAAGAAACCCGUUUCUGGAGCCGACUGAAUAUGUCGUGCCUGGCUACCCCUAUAACAGAACACUGUAAAAGCUGCUGAAGCUGCUGCUGCUGCUGCUGCUCUCUCUCUCUCUCUCUUCCCUGCCUUGCACCGCACCCUCUCCUCAUACCCUCAGAAUUUUUCAGAUUCUCCCUCUCCCAUCUAUCUCUACAUAAAUUCCCCUCUUUUACCCCCUUGCCACCCACAUUUCACAUCCUCACAAGCUACACGCGCAUUCACAGAAAAUCACUCUUCUUUCUAUCUUCAAACACGACAAAACAUAACCAAUACUCACUCCUCCAACACUCUCUUUGCCCCCAAAAGCCAAAAUGCCGGCAGAAUUAUCAAGCAGCGAAGCAGCAAGGAGAGCACAACAAUCGACAGCUGCAACUUUAACUAAGCCAGGAGGAGCACCACCUCAAGAACAAGAGCACUUGCCAUGUCCACGUUGUGACUCAACGAAUACUAAGUUUUGUUACUACAACAACUACAACUUCUCUCAGCCUCGUCACUUCUGUAAGUCUUGCCGCCGUUACUGGACUCACGGUGGCACCCUCCGGGACAUUCCUGUUGGUGGUGGCACUCGGAAAAAUGCUAAAAGGUCACGUACGUCAGCUACUUCUCCUGCCUCCUUCAUGGGUCCUAUGACAGGCACUAAUAUUGAUGGCUUACCACUGCCUGCUACCCCAGUGCUGCUCCCACUCACAGCCAAUCAGGGUUUGUCCGUCCACUUUGGUGGUGGUGAUGGGAAGGGUAACGGUGGUGGUCUGGGUGGGAGUUUUACUUCUUUGUUGAAUACUCAAGGCCCAGCUGGGUUCUUGGCUCUUAAUGGGUUUGGUCUUGGAAUUGGGCCUGGGAUUGAAGAUGUGAACUUCGCUCUUGGAAGAGGGCUGUGGCCUUUUCCGGGAAUGGGAGAUGUUGGCGCUUCCGUAGGUGGUAAUGGUGGGGCUGCCGUCACAGCUGGACUGGGCAACACAUGGCAGUUUGAGAAUGGUCAGGAAAAUGGGUUUGUCGGCGGGGAUUGCUUUUCUUGGCCUGAUCUUGCUAUUUCAACUCCUGGGAAUGGUCUUAAAUGAUGUAGCAGUAUGUUAAUUCGGUGUUUCUUGUUUUUUUCUUUUGGAUUUUGGUCCUAAUUAAGGAUUGCAGGGUUUAGUUACUAUGUAGUAUUCAAGUGUUGAGAGAGCAAAUUAGGGUUGAAAUUAGAAAGAAAAUUAAAAUUA